Molecule: messenger RNA, 1092 nt
Organism: Fusarium graminearum PH-1
Lineage: Eukaryota; Fungi; Ascomycota; Sordariomycetes; Hypocreales; Nectriaceae
Exons: 7
Coding region: 1-1092 (363 amino acids)
Source: RefSeq, a predicted model, not a curated record
AUGGACUUCGAAUCACUAUCAACAGUCACUCCAGGCAUGCCUGGCAGAUCGGCCAUCAUGGAAGCAGCCUCUUUAGAUCCUUUCAGCGUGCUACGCCUGGCCGUACACUUCUCAAUGCUAAUUGUCCUCCCGCAUUAUAUGUUUACGCACCUUCACAUUGGGCCAAGAUUACAUCACAAAGGACACCAGGUCACUGUCAGGGGCGAAAUCAAAGCAAUCAGGAUGGUUACCAUGAUCAUGUGGGCUGCAGUGGCUUUUGUGUGGGUUGCCUCGAUGGCACAUUUCGGACUUGAUCCUCAGGCUCAAAAAUGGCUGCUUCUGCUUCUUGUACUCUUCAAUGGUCUUGUAUUUACAGCAUUUAUUCCCCCCUUGCCAUACUGCAGAGGUCUACAAAGAAAGUUCAAAAGCAAACCCCUUCUCUUUUUUCUCUUCUUCUUCUCUUCUUUUUAUUUCACCGCCCCUCAGGCACACUCCAACAUGUCAAACACCACCAUCAUGUUCAACAACAGCACAACUCUCCCACCACCGCCGUUUCCUCGGUUUCCUGAUUUUCUGAGCGUGACGGAGUUCUCAGAGUUUAAGCGCUCGAUAUUUAACUUUGUUGUUCUGGGUAUCACUGUUGCAACAGGUGUAGCAAUCUUCGGCCUGAUAUGGGCAGUCUCUCGCAAACUUGACAAUCCCCGUACUUUCUAUGGAGUACCAGAUGUAGAAGUCUCCAAGCCCGUCAAGAGCUACAGAAGGACACUCACUUGCAACAUAUUGGUCCUCGGAGGCUUGCAGUUGUCCUUCAUGUUCUGCUCUUCAGCGAUCCGUUCCUUGAAACGUAAAGAGGGAAACAUCACGCCCGGAGCCCCUCAGGCCUUCAUGUGCUACAUAGUCCUGUUCAUCACCAUUACCGCUCAGACCUUGAACUUGUGGAGGGUAUACAAGAGGUAUGAGCCUCCCAUGGAUGAGGCUAUCGAACUCGGCAACUAUGCCCUCGCAGAUGCCCAAGAACACAGAGUCGAGCCCGCGGAUGCCCAAGAGUGCAGAGUCGAGCAAGAGGCCAAUCCUGCGCCGCCUUACGCGGCCUAUCUCAACAGACCUCUGUAG